UUCUACGUGAUCAUUCAUGGAUGCAAUAUAUUAAAUAUAAUGAUGAUGUGUAUUAAGAUUUGAGUUGAUAAAUAGACAUUUAAUUGUUAUUAACGCUAGAACAUAAUGUAAUGUUCUCACAAUGUAUACACUUCAAACGACAACUUUGUUUUUAUUCGGAUUUUUUUUAAAUUCACGCAAAGUCGCAGGUAUGAUUUAUAUGGGCUGUUAUCAAGAUAGCAAAGAAAACCGAGUCCUGGCAGAUUAUGAUUACCAUUCUAAUUCGAAUUCACCAACCGAGUGUUCAAACAACUGCAGAAACUACAAGUUUUUCGGAGUGGAGGCGUGGAGUCAUUGCCUUUGUGGUAAUACGAUUAAUUCUGCAACCCAAGUACCAGAGUCAGAGUGUACGCGAAUUUGUCCGGGCGAAACAAGCAAGAGAUGUGGCGAUCAUUGGAGGAUUAAUCUCUACAGGCAUUGGGGCUGCCCACUCGGAAGUUACAGUGUUAAAUGUUCCAAGCAAUGCCAUUGCCGUGUGAGUUCAUGCGACGAUGUUACGGGUGCAUGUGGAAAUGGUGGCUGUAAAGACGGAUGGAAAGGAAUAGCGUGUAAUGAAAGUAUGAUUUAUAUGGGCUGUUAUCAAGAUAGCGGAGGAAACCAAGUCCUGGCAGAUUAUGAUUACCAUUCUAAUUCGAAUUCACCAACCGAGUGUUCAAACAACUGCAGAAACUACAAGUUUUUCGGAGUGGAGGCGUGGAGUCAUUGCCUUUGUGGUAAUACGAUUAAUUCUGCAACCCAAGUACCAGAGUCAGAGUGUACGCGACUUUGUCCGGGCGAAACAAGCAAGAGAUGUGGCGAUCAUUGGAGAAUUAAUCUCUACAGGCAUUGGGGCUGCCCACUCGGAAGUUACGGUGUUAACUGUUCCAAGCAAUGCCAUUGCCGUAAGAGUUCAUGCGACGAUGUGACGGGUGCAUGUGGAAAUGGUGGCUGUAAAGACGGAUGGAAAGGAAUAGCGUGUGAUGAAAAUGAAUGGCAGUGGGUCUCUGGAGUGUUAAACUUUUCGUCGCAGUAUAAUACCGGCACGUGCCAUGUCCGGCUUUGCGUUGUAACAUUUACGAAAAACGAAACAAGCUGGUUUACAGGACGUAAAAGUUAUAGUGCGCAGCAAAUACUGGGUGUUCCAGAUGUGUACCCUUCAUACGGGGAUCUCCAUGGAGCAUGGGCUUCAAAAGACAUCGACGCAAACCAGUUCUUGGAGUUCCAGUUCGCCACUCCCGUCUACGUAACAAAAGUCGACGUCUACGAGACUUACAAUGCUGGCGGUGUCAAGGCCGUUAAGUGCCUCGAUGUCUCAGGCACGUGGAUAACGCUAUGGUCGACGCCUCAAGUAUCCCGGAUUCAGUCUGCGAGGAUAUUUAGUCCAUCGUUUACGUCUACAACUCCUUGUUUCUCGAACCAAAUUCGGCUGGAUAUAGACUGCACCUUGGCAAACACCUGGGUGGAGAUAGACGCUGUGAGGCUGCACGGCCCAAAGGAUAGAGACGCUGUGAGGAUGCACGGCUCCCAGGAAGAUUAUACAAAAACAAUUAUAUGGACUUUAAUUGCAAUCGUCCUGACGAUACUGAUUGGCAGCGGAAUUGCCUUGCGCCAAGUAAGAAGGAGAAGGGCUCUGAAUGCCGUUCAACUGAAUCAACUUCAAUCCUCGAAUAGUCCCCAGGGGACGACCGCUCUGAAUACCGUUCAAUUGAAUCAACUUCAAUCCUCGAAUAGUACCCAAGGGAGUAGGGCUCUGAAUACCGUUCAACUGAAUCAACUUCAAUCCUCGAAUAGUUCCCAAGUGAGAAGGGCUCCGAAUGCCGUUCAACUGAAUCAACUUCAAUCAUCGAAUAAUCCCCAAGAGAGGGCUCCGAAUGCCGUUCAACUGAAUCAACUUCAAUCAUCGAAUACUUCCCAAGGGAGAAGGGCUCUGAAUGCCGUUCAACUGAAUCAACUUCAAUCAUCGAAUAAUCCCCAAGCUGAAUGGAGGAGGGCUCUGAAUGCCGUUCAACUGAAACAACUUCAAUCAUCGAAUAGUCAAAAAGUUAAUGAAGUACGAAAGUACGACAUGCAAGUGAAGACACAUAACGCAGAGGCCAAAGAGGAGAAAAAUAACGUCAAGGUGGUCAAUUCCUCAGACUUCGUAAUUUAGGAGAAUUACAGUAAAUGAGAGAAAACAAGGAAUACGUAAACGAAGAGUUCUAUUGUGUAGUCAAAUAUAGUAAACCUAGAGGAAUUACGUCCAAAAAGGUAUUUUAAUAUAGCUUGAGUUCUGUAAGUGCCAAUUGUUUAACUCCUUAACGCAAAUUUACAUGUUCGUUUUGAAAAUGUAAAUACUUACACCACUCAUUAGGCAUGCUUUAAAACAAAUAAACGUCCGCGAAAUAACCUGCUUGAUAAUAGCAUUUCCUGGAUAAAGCUGUAAUGCUCAAAAGAAGGACGUAAUUAUAUCAAAUGCCGUCUAUUUGUGUUUAUGGUAUUCGUUAAUUUGUAUUAUUAUGGGAGGGUGACAAACUCUUCAGUUUGUUGUCAUUAAUAUAAAGAUCGGUUAUUUUGAGGAAUAUGUACGAUUAAAAAAUCUGGUGAUACUGUCAAACAUGUUACUUUGCUCGGCACGAAUACAUUUACCUUUAGUCAAUUCUAAUUUGUCAGUACAUUUUCUAUCAUGAGUUUAUGAACAUUUGUAUAUGCAAUUAGCGAGCUUCUUCGAGAAUUUUGACAAAAUUCUAGGGCUUGUAUAAUUAAGCAUAGUACGUUACGACGAGUGGUAGCUGUUAAAGCUGCUUAAAAGUUUUACGUCGUUUGCUGAUUACGUUUAUCAUUUCGCUAAAAAUGCAUCAUGAUCUGUGUCAUUCAAUCAAUAAGAAUCUUAUGAAAACACUAACUGUUUUUUUACAUAUAUUAUAGCAGAAAACAAAUCACAACAUUUUUGUGAUGUUCGUUUUGCACCAGAAAUAAGCAAAAGUUUGUUUUUAAAACUAUUAAUGUUAUGAACACAGAAAUUUCAAAAUGCGGUGUUAUUGUCUCUUUAUAUUUCUUUAUCUUAACUAUUUAACCAUGUUUAUUUGGGAGGCGAAAAUAUAAUGUAUGACUGUAAAGUUAUGUUAUACCAUGCUAAAAUCUACAUUACAUUUCGUUUCAAGUGUAUUUCUGAAGUAAGAAUGUUAGUUUUUGACCGUUAUUUUACUCGGGGUGUAAAAUAUGUACUGUUAUGUUAUGUCAGUUCGAAUAAUCUAAUCUCUAAAGUGUAUUAUAUGGUUUCCUAUUUUAAUUUUGCAGUUAUUAAAAUGUUUUAUACUAUAUAUCUGUUUUCCUUUUUAUACCCCCGGUGCUUUGCAUUGACCGUUCCAAGGCGGUGACCCAAUCUUUAUUCUUCUAUGUGUGUAUGUUGUUUCGUAUUUUGCUGUUUCGUACUGUUUUGGCAUUUGAUCACUUGCCUUAAAUAAAGGACCAACAAAUUGAAUUGUAUAUAAAAAGAAUGCACUACUGCUACAUCAGCUGGAGUUUCACUUCUUUAUAUUGAAUAUUCAAGCCAUUAAAGUGUAUGAUAAUAUAUAGUUUGUCUCCUAUUUGUCUAGUGCAACCAUGAUAUUGUAUUAUAUUGUAAAGCUUUAUGUCUAAUUGGAUGAAUCGACUUUGAAAUAAUUGCAUAUGUAUUGUGUUACUCAUUAUUAUUAUUGUUAAGCUACGUUAUGCGGUUGUUUGUAACACUCCAAGAGGCCUGUUUUUAGAUAGACGAAUAGUUUCCGUAUUUUUAACAAUGAUUCCAAAAAUUUAAUGACAGUUAACAUAUCACAUCACAGUAGCUUUUCAAUAUACACAGUGCAAUAGUUUCGCAAUUUCCAUGCCUCAAAAGGAAUGAUAAUUUUAUCCAUGAGCCUUUAAGGAUCGUUGGCUUUUCACCAUGUUUGUAUAUUAAAGUUUUGCAUUUCUUGUGUUAUUCUGUAUUUCUUUCAGACUUCGUAUAUUUUGGUUCAACAAAAUUUUAGUUCUUUUAAAAUGUGUGUAUGUUAUGUUUUAGUAAGCAGUGUAUCCGUCGUUUGCUGGCAGCUUUUCUUUUGCCAUAAUAACAAGUUAGUGUUUGAGCAAAUGAUAGAUGUUUUAUUUGUUGAUGAACAUCAAUUUAAAAUGAAAUGGUAGCAAUCUAACAAAGCAACCAUGUAUCGAACACUUUGUUCCCAUCAUUCUCCUGAAUACGAUUUGUUUUUAAAUAACACCCUGAUUUCAGUCUUAAGCUUAUUUUCGUGAGUUUUGUGGUGUAUCAUAAUGAAUGUUUUUGGGUUUUGUUGUCAAACACAUUUUCAAAUUCGUAAUAACCAUACUAUAAUAGCAUGAAGCAUGAUAGUUUCGCUUCGAAAAAUAAAUGAAUGUGUUAUAACGCAUGAAUGUUUUUAGAAAUAUAUUGAAAUAGACAUAAGUGAACAUAAUUAUAGAGUGAACCAUGCACGUGUAAAGAAUUUUUUGAAAACGCGAUUAGAAUACAUAUUAGUUAUUUUUGCAGGAAUAUAGUUUCAAUAACGUAUAUUAAUAUUAAUAUUUUAGUCGAAUAUAUGACAAAUGUAGUUGUUUAUGAUUCAUUCGUUUUGCAAACAAUUCUUAAUGAUCUUUUCUGCAUUUUUGUGUUUGUUUUUAUAUCAGUAUUUUGCCUUAAAAUUUGCAAAAUUCUGUAUAUUUAAAAAUUAAAGUCAUCUUUAUUUUUCAGUAUCGUCUUUUAACAUGUUUGACCCCAUAUAAUUCAAUAUUCCUUUUCCAUAAUUGAUAUGAAGCUAUAGUAAAUACGUUUUUGGCUAUUUGAAUGAUUAUCGCAUUUUUGGACAACGUGUGUAAUGUACAUUACUGUAAAACAAUGCACAUCUUUGUAAACCUACAUCAUGAUAUAAGAGAGAGCUAUGCUUUGUAUGCUGUAUUGUAUGUAUGAAAAUAAAAUCAUUUGCCUUUAAAACAACUA
Molecule: messenger RNA, 4963 nt
Organism: Dreissena polymorpha
Lineage: Eukaryota; Metazoa; Mollusca; Bivalvia; Myida; Dreissenidae
Exons: 28
Coding region: 122-2167 (681 amino acids)
Cellular component (GO): plasma membrane
Source: RefSeq, a predicted model, not a curated record